AUAGAAUUUCUUCAGAGAUAAACAUGGCUGCAUUUUCGCCAUUGCGAAGGUUUGUUUUGGUUGCUUUUCUCGUUUGUAUUCAUCGAAAUUACGCCAAGAGAACCGAAAUCAAGGGGGACCUUGGUAAUCUCGAUUCGCAAAAAGCGGAAGACGUACACAAUGCUGUGUCCAAAUUACUGCAACAUAAAAUUGGUAAGAAAUUAAAAGAAGCUGCGGACGAAGUAAAGCAUGCUGUCGACCAUGCCUUAGGAAAACAUCUUGACAAUGCUCAUCACAUACUCAAGAACAAAAACGCUGAUGUUAUUGUCAUGGAUCCAAAACUCAGUAAACUUGUGAAAAAUGCUGUCAAAGUAGGAAAGAAAGAAAAGCUUAGGGCCAAAGCUCACAAAGCUCACGAUUCUCAUCAUUUACGAGCUGGUUUUCAUGGAGCCCAACGCAGACCUAUGGGCUUCAAUCAAUAUGGCAGGAAUCAAUACAAUCAAGGAUUUGGUGCACAACCUCGUUACCAGCAGGGACAGGGAUAUCCGCAGAUGCAAGGAUACCCGCAAAGGCAGGGAUACCCGCAGAGGCAGGGAUACCCACAGAGGCAAGGAUACAACAACAUGCAGUCACCUUCAGGAUAUCAAGCUAAUCAAGGAUACACAGGAUAUCCGCAAUACCCUGGAGGCCAAGCGCAACAAGGUACUUAUCCUGGCACGCCUGGAUACACCGGGAACCCUCCUACCCAAGGUUAUCCUGCUACCCAAGGUUAUCAUGCUAGCCAGGGCUACCCUACGCAGGGGAUGACUGGCGUCCCAGGCCAAGCGUACGGUGCGCAGCAAUCGCAAUACAUGCCAAAUGGAUGCUCUCAAUCCUGUCAACAAAACUGUUACCUAAUGUGUCCGAGGAAGUGUUGCAGUGACAAAAAGAGUGCUAUGGCCCACCACAAGAAAUCAAAAGUACAUCAUGUGCCAGACGACAAAAAACAUAAAGUACAUCACUCGAAGCAUGCAAAACAUCAUUUGAAAAAAGAGCACAAGAAGCACGAAUAAUCAAGAACGUUACCUUAAAAAGACAAAGAGAUUCAAUUAUAUAUCAUUUGUAUAAUAAUUUCAUUCUUCCAUAUCACGCAAACACAUCAAUUGAGUAUAGCUUCAUGAUUUAGUGCCGGAGUGGUUUGGAAGUAAGUUAAUGUCACUGAAGAACAUGCUUAUUGUUUUGCCUCAAAACCGUGGCUAGCGUCUAUUGAGUCAUUGAGACGACCACUGAUAUCCCAGAAAACACUCCCUUCACUGACGUAUGCGAUUGUUGCAAGGUGUAUAAGAAGAGAAGAAAUGGAGGCUAUAAUUUUGUAAUCACUGAGAAAAAAAUUAAAUUCUUUAAACUUUACGUGUAA
This is a messenger RNA of Dendronephthya gigantea, 1375 nucleotides long. RefSeq names its product translation initiation factor IF-2-like. The record is from RefSeq and is a predicted model, not a curated record. The transcript has 7 exons. Lineage: Eukaryota; Metazoa; Cnidaria; Anthozoa; Malacalcyonacea; Nephtheidae. Bases 24 to 1031 code for a protein of 335 amino acids.